Camelina sativa (false flax) is the source of this 1542-nucleotide messenger RNA. Its product is annotated as flavonol 7-O-beta-glucosyltransferase UGT74F1-like. Gene Ontology annotation, molecular function: quercetin 7-O-glucosyltransferase activity; quercetin 3-O-glucosyltransferase activity. The record is from RefSeq and is a predicted model, not a curated record. NCBI's taxonomy places the organism in Eukaryota, Viridiplantae, Streptophyta, Magnoliopsida, Brassicales, Brassicaceae.
CCUUUAUUGGACCAUCACAUUCUCCUUUCAUGCCUCUGUUGUCUUCUCUCACAAGAACCACCCAACCCUAAUAAUAAUAUAUAUUUGCAAUAUCUCUUUAUAAAACGUUCUGCACAAAGCAGAAGAUUGAGAGAGAGAGAGAGAGAGAGAUGGAGAAGAUGAGGGGACAUGUAUUAGCAGUGCCAUUCCCAAGCCAAGGACACAUCACCCCGAUUCGCCAAUUCUGCAAACGGCUUCACGCCAAAGGUUUCAAAACCACUCACACUCUCACCACUUUCAUCUUCAACACAAUCCACCUCGACCCAUCUAGUCCUAUCUCCAUAGCCACAAUCUCCGACGGCUACGACCAAGGAGGCUUCUCAUCAGCCGGUUCGGUCUCUGAGUACCUCCAAAACUUCAAGACCUUCGGCUCCAAAACCGUUGCUGAUGUCAUCCGCAAGCACCAGAAUACUGAUAACCCCAUCACUUGUAUCGUCUACGAUUCUUUCAUGCCUUGGGCACUUGACCUUGCAAGGGAGUUCGGUUUAGUUGCUGCUCCUUUCUUCACGCAGUCUUGCGCCGUCAACUAUAUCAAUUACCUUUCUUGCACUAACAAUGGAAGCUUGACACUUCCCAUCAAGGAUUUGCCUCUUCUUGAGCUCCAAGAUCUGCCUACUUUCGUCACUCCUACUGGCUCCCACCUUGCUUACUUUGAGAUGGUGCUUCAACAGUUCACCAACUUCCAAAAAGCUGAUUUCGUACUCGUUAAUUCCUUCCAUGACCUUGACCUUCAUGAAGAGGAGUUGUUGUCGAAAGUUUGUCCUGUGUUGACAAUUGGUCCAACUGUUCCAUCAAUGUACUUAGACAAACAGAUCAAAUCAGACAACGACUAUGAUGAGUGGCUAGACUCAAGGCCACAAGGGUCGGUGGUAUACAUAGCUUUUGGGAGCAUGGCUAAACUGAGUAGCGAGCAGAUGGCAGAGAUUGCUUUGGCAGUCAGCAACAUCAGCUACCUGUGGGUGGUCAGGGCUUCAGAGGAGGCAAAGCUCCCGCCAGGGUUUCUUGAAACAGUGGAUAAAGACAAGAGCUUGGUAUUGAACUGGAGUCCCCAGCUUCAAGUUCUGUCACACAAAGCCAUCGGUUGUUUCAUGACUCAUUGUGGCUGGAACUCAACCAUGGAGGGUUUGAGUUUAGGGGUUCCAAUGGUGGCUAUGCCUCAGUGGACUGAUCAACCCAUGAAUGCAAAGUAUAUUCAAGACGUGUGGAAGGUUGGGGUUCGUGUGAAAGCAGAGAAAGAAAGUGGGAUUGCCAAAAGAGAGGAGAUUGAGUUGAGCAUCAAGGAAGUGAUGGAAGGAGAGAAGAGCAAAGAGAUGAGGGAGAACGCGAAGAAAUGGAGUGACUUGGCUGUGAAGUCACUCAGUGAAGGAGGCUCUACAGAUAUCAACAUUAACGCCUUUGUAUCGAAAAUUCAAAUCAAAUAAGAUUUUAUAUGCUUUUAAAAAUGUCCUAAUGGAUAUUUGAUAUAUUUCAUUCGAUAAAACCCUUUGGGUCGUGCGUGUUGUU